AUGGACCUCCACUCAUCCUCUCCCCGCAGCAGCAGCAGCGACAUCUACACCCCCGCCGAAGCAGCCGUCGUCUCCCUCCUCAUGGCCGCCUCCCCGUCAAAAUCCUUCGCCCUCGACUCGGAGGAGACGCUCCGCCGCUGGAGCUCCUUCAUCGGCAUUGUCAUCGCCAUCUGCGGUAACAUCCUCAUCUCCCUCGCUCUGAAUAUACAGAAGUACGCCCACAUCCGGCUCGAGCGCGAGGCGGAGAAGCGCCGCCGACUGUGGAGGCGCCGUCGACGCCGCCAACACCUGGCAGACGGGGGUGAUGGUACCAGCGCCGACGGAAGCCCUGACCCCGACAGCAGCAGCGCGUACAGCUCCGAGUCGUCGAGUCUGCCCGGGACGCCGCCGCCGCCGCAGCAGCAGCCGGACGAGGCGACGGGGCUGCUGCUGUCGCAGCGGCAGCAGCAUAGGGAGAAGGAGGGCCCGCCGCCGCCGGACCAGCUGUAUCUGUCGUCGCCGUACUGGUGGGUGGGGUUUGUGCUGAUGACGGUUGGCGAGUGCGGCAACUUCCUUGCGUACGGGUUUGCGCCGGCGAGCAUUGUGUCGCCGCUCGGCGUGGUGGCGCUGGUGUCGAACUGUGUGAUUGCGCCGGUGGUGCUGAAGGAGCCGCUGCGGCGGCGGGACGUGGUGGGCGUGGUGGUGAGCAUUUUGGGCGCGGUGGUGGUGGUGUGGAGUGCCGAGAAGGAGGAGACGAAGGUGGGUAUCGAUGUGACCUACAAUCAUCAUAAUUAUAGUGAUACUAGAAUGAGGAGGAAUUAUAUGCUGUCAGAGAGAACUGAGGCUGAUGGCUUGCUUGACCAGCUCGGCCCGGAUCAAAUACUGGAGGCCAUCUCGCAGACCGCGUUUGAGGUGUACUUUGGCAUCACCUGUGCCAUGAUCGUGGCGCUGAUGUAUCUGUCGUCCAAGUAUGGGCGCAAAACAAUCCUGAUAGACCUCGGCCUUGUCGCCCUCUUUGGCGGCUACACCGUCCUCUCGACAAAAGGCAUCUCCUCCCUCCUCUCCUCCUCCUUCUACCACAUCUUCACCUACCCCAUCGCCUACCUCUUCACCACAAUCCUCCUCCUCACGGCCGUACUACAGAUCAAAUACGUCAACCGCGCCCUGCAGCGCUUCGACUCCACCCAGGUCAUACCCACGCAGUUUGUCCUAUUCACAAUCUCCGUCAUCCUCGGAAGCGCAAUCCUGUACCGCGACUUUGAAACCGUCACGCCGGAGAGAAUGAUAAAGUUCACCACCGGCUGCGCGCUGACGUUCUGGGGCGUGUGGCUCAUAUCGUCGCGGCGCACGGGGAAGCAGUGGGACGACGAGUACCCCGAUGACGAUGACCUCCCUGCGGACAUCGAGGCCGCGUAUGGAGGCACUGCCACGGCGAGUAUCGACCUGGGGAAGAAUAACCGGUCUUUACAGCAGUCGCCGGCGUCACCGGCGAACACCCCGCCGCCGCCGCGGCAGCAGUCGCAGAGGCCGCCGAUUGUGAGGGGAAUAUCGGCGUCGAGUAUUGCGAUACUGGACUCGUUCCCGGGGACGCCGAGCGCGAAUCCGAGUCGGAUGGGGUCGUAUAUUGCGUCGCGGCCGCCGUCGAGGUUGGGUGGGGAGUCGCCGGUGGGGUCGGUGGCGAGGCGGGCGGCGGGCGCGGGGGGGAUGGGGAUGCAUAGGAAGAGUGUGUCGAAUUUGUUGCCGGGGCCGCUGCUGAUUGGGGAUUGGUCGAGGAGGGGGAGUGAGGUUGAGGAUGCGCGGGAUGAGGGGAGGGAGGGGAGGGAGGGGAGGAGGCGGAGUGGGAGUUUGGGGGUUGUGUUGGAUCUGUUGGGGAGGGGUGGGGUGGGGGAGGAGAGUGGAGAGGAGUAG
Molecule: messenger RNA, 1887 nt
Organism: Morchella importuna
Lineage: Eukaryota; Fungi; Ascomycota; Pezizomycetes; Pezizales; Morchellaceae
Exons: 2
Coding region: 1-1887 (628 amino acids)
Biological process (GO): magnesium ion transport
Cellular component (GO): membrane
Molecular function (GO): magnesium ion transmembrane transporter activity
Source: RefSeq, a predicted model, not a curated record